Molecule: messenger RNA, 1854 nt
Organism: Talaromyces rugulosus
Lineage: Eukaryota; Fungi; Ascomycota; Eurotiomycetes; Eurotiales; Trichocomaceae
Exons: 1
Coding region: 1-1854 (617 amino acids)
Biological process (GO): regulation of DNA-templated transcription; response to xenobiotic stimulus
Molecular function (GO): DNA-binding transcription factor activity, RNA polymerase II-specific; zinc ion binding
Source: RefSeq, a predicted model, not a curated record
AUGAAUUCCAACAUCCCAGCAGAGCCGCCGCAAUUCCCGCCAUUAGGGCCAGCAAGAACCGCUCGUCGGAACCGGACUAGGCUUGCCUGCACCCCAUGCAAAGUUCGGAAGCGGAAGUGCGAUGGAGGAAACCCUUGCGCAACCUGCACCCGAUACGAUUAUGAAUGUUAUUAUGAUAAACCGGCUCGGCCAAGGAAGUCAGCUGCAACAUUGCUGCGGCACCGUCAGUAUCAGGAGUCCAGUCCCCAAGUUGGCACGUCGCCGCAGGAACCGCCGGACAAGUCUUCUCCCAAGAAUGCCGGGAAUACUAGCAACAACAAUAACAAUGCCAAUGAUGAGAGUCACGAGACUGUCCAGAUUCAGUCAGCUUCCACAAAGCGGUACAUGGAAGCCAACUCUGGUGUGCUUUUCCCGCGUACUCUCGGCUUGAAGUUGAACUCUAGAAACAAUGUGCAACAGGGAGAUUGUCCCGGCUGGAACCUGGGGAUCCGCCAUAGCCCGCGGCGGUCUGAGAAGAGCAUCACUUGGGUCUUACCUUAUAGUUCUUGGCUGGAGCUGUGCCAAGUCUAUAAGAAACGUGUUCAUCCUAUUUAUGGCUUCCUAGAUCUGCAGACGGUAUGCGCGACUGCACAACGGCGAUGGGAAGAUCCUCAUACAACGAAUGAAUAUGACACUGUGUUAUGCGGAGUUGCGGCGUUGGGAUCAUUAUUCUCAUUCCAGGCAAAUUGGGAACAAGAGCGUCAUCUAGUCGAAUGCGCCAAGGAGAUCCUCGAGACAUCUGGUACCAUCACGAAGCCAACCCUUGAUGACGCGGCAGGCUGGCUUCUGCGUACGUUAUACCUGCGAUGCAGCAUAUCUCCGCAUGCAGCAUGGAUGGCCAGCUGUAUUGCACUUCAUAUUAUUGAAGCAACUGGGAUACACCAGGAAUCUGCCUCUGGUGUCGUGUCGCUGGUUUACGCCGACACCGCAACGCCGCCAUCAAACAGUGCAGGGCAAGGGCACCAGGAAGUUGAAACAAAGAGGCGAAUUAUCUGGAUUGGAAGACUCUUGAAUACCUGGAUUUCUUUUGAAUAUGGGAGAUCAAGAGUCAUUCUUCGUGGAGCCUCUUGGCCCCUCCCUAAACCAGAGAGCCGAGAUGGCGAUUAUACCUCUACCUUGAUUUCUCUAUUCCAACUCUCCGAGAAUCUAGACCCAGACAACGAUAUACCGGCCGUAAAUUUGGAAAACUCCUUGGAAGAAUUAGAAAAAUAUGAUUUUGAAGUUGACGCGCUGAUUCUUUCCCAGAGUGUCUUAGCUUUCACUAUCUACAGACGCCUUCAACUUCUCGGUUUAAGUGUCAAUAAGACGGCCGUUGAUAGGGUUAUUAACCUUGGGCGCCGAGGCCUUGAGGCAUCCCGCCGAUGCAUUGAUUCAAAUUGUCCCUGGUGGCACGUCAAUAAUGUGCCUUUUCAAUUCACUUGCAUCCUCUUGGUGAUUGACACUUCGGAUUCCCUGACGCACGUCCAUGAUUCCGUUGCUGUUCUGAAAAAGGCCGCCGAUCACUUUGGGACUCCUAAAUCCCAUCAAGCAUACGAGACUAUUGAACUAUUUGUUCGUCUAUCACAGCGGCGAAAGGAGCAAGAUGCGGCUCUUCUAGGGAAAUCGCUAUUUAUGGACCAAACAUCCGAGCAAGAGCAGGAACAGCACCCUGCUAUAGAACAACAAAGUGUUGCUACCGAUAUUAACAGCAUGGAUGGGUCGUUGCUUUGGCAAAAUGAUACCAACAAUGGUCUCAACCUUCCCGAUUUUGUGAAUCCUAUGGACUGGCAGGCCUUUAUACGGGAUCCUCUUGACUUUUCGGCAGCAAUAUUUUAA